This is a messenger RNA of Podarcis muralis (Common wall lizard), 1928 nucleotides long. RefSeq names its product LHFPL tetraspan subfamily member 5 protein-like. Gene Ontology annotation, biological process: sensory perception of sound. Gene Ontology annotation, cellular component: plasma membrane. NCBI's taxonomy places the organism in Eukaryota, Metazoa, Chordata, Lepidosauria, Squamata, Lacertidae. The record is from RefSeq and is a predicted model, not a curated record.
CGGUAUUUGCUGUAUAUAAGUCGAUAAUAAUAUUUAAAAAUCUACUGUGCUGCCUGCCCUCUGCUGGAAACGCGAAUCCCUUGUCUGCAGAGGAGCAUGAGAUGUGUCUGUCUGCAUUCCUGCAUUUUGUAGCCUAUGUGCAUUUUGGAGGAAAGGGACAGCUAUUCUGGGCCCUCUUCCUCCCCAGCCCCAAAACACCGCUUCUUGUUUUUCCGAGCCAGGACAUGAAAGCGUGCCUCCAUCCUCGCCUGGAGGGAGCGCGGAGCAUCUUCCCAGCCGCUCCUCGCUGAGCGACCGAGCAAGGGAGGCGAGGACGAGGCGGCCAAGUCAACCUGGGCGCCGGGCCAAGUGGCAGCUGCUUUUGCCUCCGUCGCUGGAGGAAAUAAAUCCGGGUUUGUGGAAUGAGGAUGGGAAGAGCCGGGGAGCAGCGUCUCCCUCCCUCGGCGCCCCGCAAAGGAAGGUAGCCAAUCUCGGAGGAAGGAAGGAAGGUAGCAGUCCCAGCAGAGGAAUGCAGAGAGACUGCGGAGGAAGCGAGCCGAGCAGCCCUCCCUCGCCCCAGAGGGAGCCUGGAACCAGCCACAGGGAAAGCUUCAGCUGCUGCAGCCGAGGAAUGCAGAAAUUUGCCCAGAGGAGGAGAGGAGCCAAGAGCUGAAAACGAAAGCAGGGCAUCCGCAGCCGGAGGAAGUGGGCGCACGCUGGAUUGUGGCGCAAAAGGGACACGACGACACCCACUUUAUCCUUCUUUGGAAAGCUGCUCCCUCGUGGAGGUUGCCCCGGGUGCAAGAGGGCGGGCAGACCCCUUGAAAGAGGGCUGAACCAUGCUGGCAGCCCGAGAAGCAGCUGCGCUCUACCAGACGGACUUCGUGCGCAAUGCCAGGGCGGUGGGCGCUCUCUGGGCUGGCUGCACCCUCUGCUUUGGCGUCCUGGAGGUCGUGGUCCUGAUCCAGCCGGCGUGGGUGCAGACAGCGCCGCUCACCUACCAGCUGCCCCCCUCCGGGGUCCUUUUCGACCCCAGCGUCAGCGCCGUGGGCUCCUUCGGCCUCUACCAAGUCUGCAAGGAGCGGGAUGGCACCCUCCAGUGCGAGGGGUCACUGGUCACCCUCACCCCGAUCCCAUCCUUCAAGGCAGCCGCGGUCUUUGUCCUGAUGGCCCUGGUCCUGGUGAUGGGCAGUGUGGCUUCCUUGGGCCUCUUCUGGGUCUGCAGCCCAGGGACUGUCUACAAGGUGUGUGCCUGGCAGCAGCUUUCAGCAGCAACUUGUCAGGCUCUUGGCUGCCUGGUUUUCCCAGACGGCUGGGGAGCCCCUGAAGUCAGGGCUCUUUGUGGGCCUCGGGCCAGGAGCUACACCCUGGGUGCCUGCACAAUACACUGGGCCUUUACCCUUGCCUUGCUGGGCAUAGCCGAUGCCCUGGUACUGGCCACCCUGGCAUUCGUCUUGGGGAACCGGCAGGAUGCUCUGCUACCAGCAGGCUAUGCGCCACCCUCGGGAGGAAGAGGUAAGCAGCAGAAUAGCCCCCGUCCCUGUUAUUCUGGGCAAGGAUGGGAGCCAGCAGAUGCUCAGAUGCGAGGCUGGCAGGAAUGUCACCUGCUGCCUAGCAACGGCCAAUGAGACACAAGGAUGCAUCUGAAAUGGGGGAAAGGUGGAGGGGGCUGGAGGCUGCAGCAAAGAGGCCCAGUCUUCCAGGAACCUCUGAAGCCUCUCCCUUUCCUCCAAACCAGAGAAAUAUAACUGGUGGCGAUGCUUCUGCUAAUGCAAAUGUGUUGAUAAGUCUCUCCCUUUCUGCCACAAGCUGGGAUUAAGGACUCUGGGUUUUCUGCUGCCUUACUUGCUGCCACCAAAGUGGGGGGGGGGAGGCGGUAGAGGAGGCCCCAUUUUCUCCUCAUACCCCGUUCCAGUGUUUCUCAAAGCACUAUCUAGGUCUCUGCAGUG